This is a messenger RNA of Rhipicephalus microplus (southern cattle tick), 775 nucleotides long. RefSeq lists its product as uncharacterized. Lineage: Eukaryota; Metazoa; Arthropoda; Arachnida; Ixodida; Ixodidae. The record is from RefSeq and is a predicted model, not a curated record.
AAUGGCUGCCGUGCAUCCGGAGCCGGCGGAAACCCUGCCGUCAGGCUGGGAAUGCCGUUUCGACCCCAGAACGGGCCGCAACUACUUUAUAAAUCACAGAGAACAUACGACAACAUGGGAAGAUCCGCGCCUACGAUACCCACAGUUGCAGCAGGGCAGCUAUGCAAAGUACUACCUCUAUGGCAGUGGCAAGCCUACACCAGGCCAGGCUGCGACCAAGGCAUCACCAAGAGAAGGCUUCUACACUGCAGCAGCAAGACCUGUGGGCACCUAUUCACCUUACUUUGGAAGUCCUCGAACACCAUAUCGUUUCAAGUCUGACACAGCUGUUCCAGUUGAUGAACAGAUUCUCAUGAAACUUUGCCUUCAAUUUCCAACUGUAGAAGAAGGCCACAUCUUUACUCUACUAAAGCAAUACCACAACAGGGACAAUGUCGUGGUGAGCGCCUUGCUAGCCGAGGGGCAUCCACGUGCCCAGACGCAUCCCAAUGCCCAUGAGCACUUACCUCCGAAGCUGCUCAAGGUUGAUGAAACUCUGGUAACCAAGCUUCAUGGCUUCUUCCCAACCAUUGAUCAGGAAACAAUAAGGGGUCUUCUUUACAAACACAACAACCAGGAGCAUGAGGUGAUACGAGUACUCGUGUCGGGCCCCAACAAUUACAUCAUCCGCCACCAGAGUCCAGCACCAAGCUCACCAAAAAUGAAGCUGCGGUAUCUCAAGUUGCUGUUUCCUGAAGCUGAUGAAGCAAUGCUGUUCAACAUGCUGUAUAAGUGA